CGGUGUAAAUCCCCGCAUUACAUUUAACCCCGCAUGGAUAGCAUGACAAUAACAGCACGGAGAGCCGAAGAAAACUUCUUUUUAAUAUACGGAAUGCUUAACAGCAAGUAGCUAAACAAUAAUGUCCUCCACCAGUAAUGGUAGCACCCGCAGCUACACCGUCUUGGAGGAGCCACUCGGCACGCCGUCGCAUCUUAGGGUUGUGAUGGUCGGUGGUGGAGCGAGUGGCCUGAAUGUCGCCCGGCAUAUGAAGCUGCACAUGGAGAACUACGAGCUUCAGAUAUAUGAGAAGAACGAGGAUGUUGGAGGGACGUGGUUUGAAAAUAGAUACCCUGGCUGCGCUUGUGAUAUCCCAUCGCAUAACUACCAGUAUACCUGGGAACCUAACCCGGAUUGGUCGCAUUUCUAUUCCGCCCAUAGUGAGAUUCUCCGCUACUUCAAAGGCGUUGCGUCCAAAUACAGCCUGUAUGACUAUAUCCGCCUGAACCACAAGGUAUCGAGUGCCGUAUGGGACGAGGACGCGAAAAUAUGGAGGGUAGAAGUGCAGAAUGUGAAGACGAACGAGGUCAAGCAGGAUUGGUGUCAUGUCUUUCUCAAUGGAUGCGGUGUUUUGAACAAGUGGAAAUGGCCUGACAUCGCGGGCCUUCAUUCAUUCGCAGGAGAUCUUAUCCACAGCGCCGCCUGGCCCGAGGGCCACGAUCUGACAGGCAAGACAGUCGCCGUGCUGGGAUGCGGAUCGUCUGGCGUGCAGAUUGUGCCGACCAUCCAGUCAAAGGUCAAGUCCUUGACCACAUUCAUCCGGACCCCAACUUGGAUCACAGCUGGAUUUGCACAGCGGCAUGCCGGUCCAGGAGGUGCCAAUUUUGCUUUCAGCGACGAGCAGAAAUCUCACUUCAGAGACCAUCCAGAUGAAUAUCUCAACUACAGGAAGCAAAUCGAGGGCGAGCUCAACCAGCGAUUCCGAUUCAUUAUCGCAGAUAGCCAGGAACAAGCAGAAGCCCGAGAAUACUCCUCCAAGGAGAUGACGACCAAGCUUUCCAACGACGAGCGCCUGGUCAAGGCCUUACUGCCCGAUUUUGCUGUGGGCUGUCGCCGUCCAACUCCAGGCAAUGGAUACCUGGAGGCUCUGACCAAGGAGAAUGUCCGGGUGGUUACGGACCACAUCUCUCACAUCGUGCCAGAGGGAAUCGUCCUAACAACAGGCGAGAUUAUCAAGAUCGAUACCUUCAUCUGCGCCACGGGAUUCGACCUCUCAUUCACACCGAGUUUCGAGCUCGUAGGCCGUCAGGGAAAGACGAUGGCCGAGCAGUGGAAGACUAAACCAGCGGCAUAUUUAUCUUUGGCUGUGCCAGGGUUCCCAAAUUAUUUCAUGUUCCUCGGCCCAAACGCCCCAGUCGGGCAUGGCAGCAUACUACCCAUCAUCGAGCACACGACCAAAUACGUGAUCAACUUCCUAAAGAAGAUGCAAACGCAGGAUAUUUGCUCCGUUAUGCCAUCCCAGGCAGCGACAGAGGAGUACGAUAUCCAUGUCGCGACAUUCAUGCAGCGGACCGCGUGGGCGACGCCAUGUCGCAGCUGGUUCAAGAACGGCACUGUUGAUGGGCCCAUUACGGCCCUGCACCCUGGCAGCCGCAUCCACUGGUUCCAUAUGCUGAGUGAUAUUCGGUUUGAGGACUGGGAGUUUGGGUAUCGCUCCGCAAACCGGUUUCGGUACCUGGGGAAUGGGUUUUCGACUAGGGAGGGGCCCGGGAGGGAUACGACUGGGUAUUUUGAGUGUCCGGAGGAGGGUUAUAGGUGUUACUGAGGUGAGAGACUAGUUGGGCUAAGUAUUGAUAGCUAAUAGUUUGACUUUAAUACUACUACCAGAUCCCACUACGGAGCAUACAGGACGAUAGGUUAGAAAUAGAUUGUAUAACAUACCAAGACGACUUAAGCUAGGUACAGAGAUAGGUAUUUAAUCAAAAUGAUAUAACAUGCAACUGUAAACCGUAA
Molecule: messenger RNA, 1992 nt
Organism: Aspergillus versicolor CBS 583.65
Lineage: Eukaryota; Fungi; Ascomycota; Eurotiomycetes; Eurotiales; Aspergillaceae
Product: flavin-containing monooxygenase
Exons: 8
Coding region: 122-1804 (560 amino acids)
Molecular function (GO): flavin adenine dinucleotide binding; NADP binding; N,N-dimethylaniline monooxygenase activity
Source: RefSeq, a predicted model, not a curated record